Molecule: messenger RNA, 852 nt
Organism: Didymodactylos carnosus
Lineage: Eukaryota; Metazoa; Rotifera; Eurotatoria; Philodinida; Philodinidae
Source: the annotation of a GenBank genome assembly
AUGUCAUCCGACUCCCUUUCAUACAAGGUCGUGCAAUGGUCGUGGCAAUCGAAUAAAAAUCCUUGGAACGUUUUCGAGAAAAAACAGUGGACACGAUAUCCAGAUCUGGAACAACGUCUAAUUGAAGAAGAACAUAAACAAAAACAACAUUCUCAUGUGGAUUUGGGCCAAUAUAUAAUUGAUUUUAAACAAAAAAUACAGUUUCGACGCGAUGAUUCACACAAACAAAGACGAGUGAAACGCGACGAAGUGUAUUUAGGCCCAUGUAUAAAAGUGGAAGCCAAAUUGCAUGGUAAAGAAGCUGAAGGUCAAUACAUAAUUAAACACCUAGAACAUGUAAAAGCUGGGAGUGGCAAAGAAAUUACGCAAUGUUGUGCGCGAAUGUUUACUGUUGACGCUUUUUUGUUUACGGCUGUGAACGAUGCUUUAAGACACGGAACACAUGAAAACAAAAUUGACACGCUUGGUCCUUUCUGUUAUCUAUUACAUGCACAUCUACGUAAUUCCCAAGUUGAAGGCGUUAUUACUGUCUAUCGCGGUGCAAAUUUGGCAAAGGGGGCGAUCGAUAGAUAUAGGGAAGCUAUAGGCACGAAUUUACGAUGGUUAAGCCUGAUAUCGACUACAAAAAGCCGAUGUCUAGUAGAAAGAUUGAAUCAUAGCACAUUAUUUAUUAUUGAGAUCAACGGUGAAUCUUUGUCACACCAUGCAAGUGACGUAUCUUCACUAUCGUUUUAUCCUUACGAAGAAGAAGUGCUACUCUCCGCUGGAUUUACGUUCAAAGUUACGAAAGUUGAGCUCGAUGAGAAAAAUGAUAAGCAUUUGGUCCAUCUCUCUUCCUUAUUUGGCGUUUGA